Molecule: messenger RNA, 1569 nt
Organism: Xyrauchen texanus (razorback sucker)
Lineage: Eukaryota; Metazoa; Chordata; Actinopteri; Cypriniformes; Catostomidae
Exons: 7
Coding region: 1-1569 (522 amino acids)
Molecular function (GO): protein binding
Source: RefSeq, a predicted model, not a curated record
AUGUGGCCACUGACUGCUGUGAUUUAUUUUCUCUGUUGUUCCGGUUUUUGCUGUCAUGGAUGUAAUCUGACGAAGCCGUAUUUUCAGUCCAGUAAUUUCUACAAUGUUCUCCGAUGGGAUGAUGUUGAGAUUCCAGGUCAAGGUGAUCUCUACAGUGUCCAAUAUCACAUUUAUGGAGAAGCGUAUGAACCGGUGACAUGGUGCCAGAACAUCUCUGAUUCUCGAUGUGACCUCACGAAUGUGACGACUGAUGUGGACUCGAGAUAUUUUGCCAAGAUUACGGCCAGUGGACGGUGUCUGGGCGAGGUUACAUUCUCUCCGCUUAAGCAAACCACUUUAGAAGCUCCACAGUUGUCCGUGUUGAGGAACAACACCUCCCUGACAGUGAAGGUUACACCGCCGAUGGGUCCUCACAAUCGCCCCAUUGAGAUGAUCAGCUGCUGGGGAACCUGCAAAGAUUUAGGAACACAGUCCAUUAAGUAUAAAGUUCAUCUGACGCAUCCUAAGUCUGUAGCUGGAAUGGUAUUUGAGGGCACGUCUGACUCAGUGGUUAUAUGGCUUGUAGAAACGGACAAGCAGUAUUGUGGGGAUGUUGUAUAUUCACUCACACUUCCCUUUUCGCCUCGACAGAGUGAGAAAGCCUCCUUUUGUGUGAAUGUCUCGGCACGUCAGUCGUGGUUUCUCAUAUUUCUACUUCCUGGUCUGGUGGCUCUUGUCCUGCUGAUUAUCAUUCCCAUAGUGCUCUACCAGCAAUCUGUGAGAAGAACGUGUUCCUUGCCGAAAGCGUUGAUGCUGCCAAGGACCAAUACUCUUCCACUUUGGGACAAUACCACCUGGGACGACAUAUCCAAAGUGCAGGUGGAGUCGGGAUUUAGUGACAUCUGCCAAAAGCUUUCACAGGUCUCUUUUGCCCAGGAGCGGUACGAGGAUAUUGGUUAUGCAUCUCAAGACUCCCAUGACCCCGAGUGGAAGCGUGACUCGGCGGGCAGUCAACAGGGAACGGCAGGCGACGGCUCAGAGCCGUCUGUCAGCUACAGCAUGGCCGUGGGUUGUCCAGAUGAUCCAUCAACUGAGGACAGGACUGACGAGACCAGCUUUGAAUUAUCUGGACUGCAGUCGGUUUUGGUCGAAGGGACCAAUGUUCCUGCGAACAAAGAGUUUGCAGACUCUGAUACCAACUGCAAACCUUUGGUGGUGCCGGUUAUAACUGGUUCCAGUGGUGCAUUGCAGCUUCCUGAAUUUGUCUUCCAGAGUUCUCCGUUACUAGCUCUUGGAGAAAGGACACCUUUACUAACGGAUCUACUAAUACAGGACUCGAGGUGUAAUGUUGAUUACCUGCCUGUACAUGUUUCAAAGAUGUCCGGUGGCCUUUCCCUGAGUUUCUCAGGUGAGACGUCAAACUACAGGGAGAACUGUCUGCCAGGUAUGUCUUUGGAGAGACAACAAGACCAGAGGACGUAUAUUUUACAGACUGAUCACCCUCAGGUCUCGACUGUACCGGAAGAGGAGAACAUCGCAGUUGGUGGUUUGGUCUUUCUGGACCGAUGGAUUCUGCAAAUGCAAGGAUGA